AUGGGGAUAUAUCCUAGAUUAGACCUACGACAGCCGUUAUCAGUCACAGAUGCGCCUCCUGGACUGGUGAGCCCAAGUUCUUCGACCCAUUCGUCCAAGAUCUCCGAAGACCGGUUCUGGAAUCACAGUGCGCCUGUCUCCCCUCCCAUGUCCAACUAUGACCCAAACACCAGACCCGAUAUGUCGGCUGGAAAGGGUUCGGAAGAGGGUCAGGCACGAAGAGAGCCGCCCAGCCAGGCACCUCGACAGCAACUGCCGUCGUUGAGCAGCAUCUUUGGGCCGUCUCAGCUCGUUCGCCCUCUACACUCUCCGCAUACGGAUCGACCAAGUCCUGUAUAUGGAGCUCAGUCCCCUCCAGAGCGGCCGCACUCCGCAGCUGCGAAUCCAGAGAGGCCUUACUCGAGAAGCUCGUCAUACUUCCCGAACGUCUCUCCACUCAUGAAUCAACCGCGAAGCGUUUACGAGCCGAGACUGGAGCUGGAGCGACGGCCAACACUGCCUUCACUCGCGCACGACUUCCCUGGUCCAUUAUCGCCUCCAACCCGCGAAUUCGAGUACGCGCAACACGCAUCCCGCAACGAAUCGAGCUCCGGUGGAAGAUGGUCUCAAUCAAGCUAUCAGGACGCAAGGCGGCCAGAGUACGUGUUCGGCUCCCAGCCAUCAACUCCGUCCUUUAGGCCCGUCAGCGAGCGGAUGCCAUUGCCUUCCCUCGGCCAGAGUCUCGGACUAGAGUCAGGGUCAGGCCUGAAGAAAGAGGCCCAGAUGCAUGCAGGACUCUUGAACCGCUCGCCAACUCUAGCGAGCACAGCCAGCUCGGAAGGGUUGCCCGUGAAGGACGGCUUAGGGCCCAAGAUCUGGACUGGGACGCACUUCUUGCCUCGCUUCGUCCGACAAGCCGAGGUUCCUGGAGAGGGUAUCUGCUAUUUCUACGACGACGGGACUCACUGCAAGACGGUCAUCGACGGAGAAGCCGUAAAUGCGCAUUGGGGGGUGACGAAGGCUGGGAAACCGAGGAAGCGACUCGCAAUUGCUUGCUUGACCUGCCGCGAGAAGAAGAUCAAAUGCGACCCCGAUUUCCCUCGCUGCGUCCAGUGCGAGAAGUUCGGCAGGGUGUGCAAAUUCAAGAAUGCUCCUCGUGGAGGCCACAACACCUCACCGCUAACUUCGCCCGUCGAGCAUGACGACUCGCGGCAACCCGGGGUUCUACCCAGGCCGGCCGAACUCGGGAGACCGACGAGCCCCCCCAGCGCAUCCGUCUCACCUCGAACCACCAAGCUCAGCCAUCCUUCCCCUGAACUACCAGGGCUGCCCUCGAAAAGGAUGAGAUUCUCCUACGAGCACUAUCCGCCCUCGGGUAGUCGUCCCUCUCCCAUGAUGCCGGCCCCCGAGAUCAGGACGGCCGCAACGCCUUGGCAGCACCGUGACUUGCCUCGCAUACAUGAAGACGUCCUCUGCCGCAAGUGGCAAACUGACCCGUACGUCUCUGAUCCUCAAGCCACCAUAUCCACCAUCACUUCCUUCUUCAGCCACGUGAGGGCUAUGGCGCUGCGCUUUCUCCCCGAGCGCAUCUUCACAGACUGGGUGCAAGGGGACUAUGAUGCUCAUACUAGAAAAUCUCCAGAAGACCUCAUGCUCGUGUAUAGCCAACUGGCCUUCGGCCUACAUGUUGCCGGCGGCUCGAAGCACCUAGCCAGCCAACAUGCUCAAGUUGCCAGAUUUGCUACCCAGAAGAGCUCACCUAGCCUUCAGCUCGUGCAGACGAAACUGAUUCUGUCUCUAUUUUACCAUGCGACCUCGAGGGCAUUUGAUAGCAUCGACAUGCUGAAUGGAGCAAUUUCCGCGGCUUUAUACGCACGGCUCAAUCUUGAACUUGACCUAUGCAUCGAAGGGGCUCAGAGGAAACCGUACGGGAUGGACAAGGCGACCUAUGCCGAGUGCAGGAGGAGGACUUUCUUCUCGUGUUUCAUUUGGGAGAGGUUGAAUGGAUUUUGCCCUCCACGGCCGCUGAUGCUCAACGCUCAAGAUGUAUUCCUGCAACUCCCCCAGCACGAGAAGGCAUUCGAUGAGGGUCAUUCGAGUGCAAAGCCAACCCCGUGUCUCGACGUGAACCGGGACAUUGCAUCGCUCCCUGAUAGCGUUGGUAUCAUGGGACACCUGGUCCUGAUUGUGGAGGUCUACGGCAGGAUCAUGGAAUGGGUGCAGAGGGAAGCGACCAGGGCGCACCCGACAGAGCCGGAUCACCUCAAGGUUCUGGAAAAGAUGGCUGCGAGACUACGACAAUGUCAAGACGCUCUACCGCAGGACUACCGCUUCUCGGAUAAGAACCUUGCAAAAGCUAGCGAGGACGGGGUCGAAGGAUGCUUGAUAAUUCGUCACCUCGUGGGCUUGCUCGCUAGAACUAAAUUUGCGAGGCACGCCCAAUCAGCUCUGACGAGGUCACUUCCACUGGAUGACCGUGCCCGGAAAUCACUCGCCUUGGGCGGAGAUCUCAUGUUCGUGGCGCUGGCGCUGAGGGACCAAGUAAGAGCGAGGCGACACUCGGACGCCCCCUUUGUCUUAGCCCCUUUCGCAAUCAACGCCGCAGUCGAGGCUGUCGAUCUUCUGUCGGCCACCGGCCCAGUCUCAUCGAUCCCUAACUCGAUCCACGAGCUCGACACUGCCAAAUAUUUGUGCGACGUUCUGUCGACAGAGUGGGAGGAUCCAAACAGCCAGAAGGCUGUUCUAGAGAGACGAGCAGAAACACUACUCCUUAUCCAUGGGAGAGCUAGCAACGCCAUCACGAAUCCGAUACCCGGGUGUGAAGUGUAUGUCGCACCCACUUCAACGAAGAGUCUACUAUACCGCAUUCACGAACCCCUCGAGACACGAUGGCCACACGAAAUGGACGCCGUAUAUACACAACACCGAGGGACACAGCACUCGGCCAAUACCGCAGCCGCGUCAUAA
Messenger RNA from Anthostomella pinea, 2946 nucleotides. The record is from the annotation of a GenBank genome assembly. Lineage: Eukaryota; Fungi; Ascomycota; Sordariomycetes; Xylariales; Xylariaceae.